Molecule: messenger RNA, 4624 nt
Organism: Nilaparvata lugens (brown planthopper)
Lineage: Eukaryota; Metazoa; Arthropoda; Insecta; Hemiptera; Delphacidae
Product: probable pathogenesis-related protein ARB_02861
Exons: 5
Coding region: 453-1151 (232 amino acids)
Source: RefSeq, a predicted model, not a curated record
GGACUCUGGUACGGUACGUAUUGUUGUCAGCGUGUUAACGUUAUUGUGAUCUAUCUCUGACUAAGAGUCACUUGAAUAAUUUGUUAAUUGAAAGUGAGUUUGUUUUUCGCUGAUGAGGGGCUCAUGAUAACCAAUAGGAUACCGUAUCGAAAGCGUUUUCUGACUAGGAAUUACUGAUAUUGGAUAAACCAGCACAGUCAUGAGAAUGCAUUCACCACCCAAAACUGUAUGAGAUUGGGAAAUGCACUGAUGCAUUUCUGGAUAGACAAACACUCCGGCGGGCCACUGGUGCAUUGUGGGGGUGGCAGAUCAGGCUCGCUGCGUGCGGCCAGUCGACGUCGCCGCCUCUCGUUCACCCCCUCGCCCCUCCACCCCCUCUCUGUGGCUACAGGCACGCUCACACAAUUCUCUACUGUGGUGGUGGGAGGAGGUGGAGAGGGGGUGCCAAGCCCAUGGUUACUCCGGUCCACCGCUUCCAGCCAAUAGAGUGUGUCGCUGCCAAUGCGCAUGCGCACUCCAGCCAGCGCCGCAGCAAUGGUCGAGGCACCACCACAGAGCUGCCCACCCGUUCGCACGCAGUGGAACUGGACAGCUCAGUGUUCCUCGACCUGCCAUUGGACGGCGGCGGCGGCGCAAGUGGGAUGGAGGUGGGGACAGGAGGGGUCACUGACCCCGCCCCCCCUCAACUGCCCCCCUCCACCACCCUCGACCCGGCCGCAGUCGCCAAACAGAGCGUCUGCGGACUGCGGCUGUCUUUUGCACUGCUCACCGCCCUCAUUGGGGGCGCCCGGCUCUAUGCUGACUAUCAGGGCACCGGCACAGAAGUGCUGUACACUCUGUUCCUAAUAGCGGUUGUGACCCUGUGUGCGGCCACCCUCUACCGAUCAAUGCUGAAACGCACCCUUGCGGCUGAACCGGCAAUCAACGGCCUCGCAGUGCGCAGUCUGGCCAGUGCAGAUGGAGGAGACUUGACUCCGCCCUCUUUGCGCCACGCCCCUCUCCAAGCCCCGCCCACAACGCCCCCUCCUCCGCCCCUUGCUCAUCCCCUCCACCUUGCCGAGCCACCACCUCCGCCCUAUCACAUUGCCGUUCUGCUGCCUCAACACGAGGCCCCGCCUCCAUCCUAUGACAAGGCCAUCAUUGGUAGUUAGUAGAUGGUUGGUGGGCCUGGUAUCACUUGAAUCAGGUUAGCUUGUCAAUAGGCAACAACAUGUUUUUGUGAGUCAACAUGAUCAGUUAUCUAUGCCAUAUUUGAGAAGAAUUAGUUACUAAAGUAACUCUGUGGGGAGAAUAAUUCUAGUAGAACUGAUGAGGUUGGUGAACUUGAUUAGGGUGAAACUAAUUCAAAUAGGUUGGCUGACUAACCUAUGUGACAACCUAAUUUAUUGACAGAUUGAAUAACAAAACUAAUGAAAUUUGUAUGCUAAUAGGGUUGGUAAAACUGAUUUUUUGUGAUACAUGGUUCAGGUGAUGUGACUUGAAUCAGGUUGGCUGAAUUAUGGCAACAUGAGUUUUAUGUGUUAACAAACUAGAGGCCACAUAUGUGCAAAUUGCUUUACUAACAGCAGCAUACUUUUACUGAUGAGGUUGGUAUGCCUGAUUUGGUGGGUGGGUGUGACUUCAAUUGGGUUGGUUGACUUGAUGUUUGUCAGUUAGCAGGUUGAUAUGACUAAUUUAGAUGAUAUGACAACAUGACAUUACAUUGUUAUUUGUGUUAUAAUCAGAACUUGAUGCUUUGAUUUUGUAAAAAAACCUCAUAACAUAAUAAUUACUUUAGCACAACUAAUAAUGAGGUUGGUAGUCCUGAUUUGGGUUACAGGAUUUUAAUUACAUUGGCUGACUUGUCUUAACAUUAUCUGAUGAGUCAACGUACUUUAUUGACAAACUUGAGUCCAUGAUUGAAUAGAGCAAACAGUCAUUUACCAAAUAAAAUAUCUUUUUAUCACAAUUAAACCCUCAUAAAACAGAGACUUGCAUUUGAAUGGAGAAAGAUGAGCCUAAAUGAACCUAACAUUUUAGGUGGCUUCUGAACUACCGUGAUAUCUAUCAACAUUAUCAAAUAGAAAAUUCAUUCAUUCUAUUGAAUACAUAAAUGUGACAAAAUUAAUUAAACAAAUAAGUGUUUAUGAUUAGACUGUAGAAUAUAUUGGCAAGAGAAUUUUCUAAAGAAAUUCCUAAUUUUGCUACCUUUUGUUGGAGUGAAACUUGAUAUCACUUUCCAGAAAAUAACUAUGAACAUUUUUUAAAACUGCAACGCACAUAGAUUAGUAAUUUCCAAGUACUUUGAAAUGUUACCCAAGUGUAUGACGUCACAUUGAUUAUACUAUGAUAAUGGAGUUACCCUAUGAACUAAGAAGAAACCUAUAUUAUGUCAAUUUUUUUACGUAAUUGAAAUAGAAUGAGGAAAUUUUUACCAAUAAGCUUGAAUCAUAAGGCAGCAUUUAAAAAUCAAAACAUUAUGAAGUAUUAUAUACAAUCAGACUUUAUAUGUAAGGAGGAGUUAGUUACCAAUUUCAUGAGAAUACUCAUUAAUUUAUUAAUUUUAAAUGUGUGCUAAUAAAGUGAAAUAAUAUUAAAAAUAAAGCUUAUAAAUAAAGAUUUAUUCUGAAAUUGCAAAAUGAUUUUUCAGUAGCCUAUAAUUUGAGAAUGGAUGCGAGUUUAGAUAAGUUCUGUUAAUUGCAAAAAAUAUAAUUCAAGCAUCUGGAAUGUCUUGGCGCGAAAAAAUAAUAUUGAGAAGUCAAUUUUUAAAGCCUAUCGUUGUACUAUUAUGGAGGAGAAUAUAAUAAAAAAUCAAUUAAAUUAAUGUCUUAAAUGGAACUCCUCAAUAGAGGAAAAUAAUACAUUCAUUUAUCUACAAGCUAGAUUAUUGAUAACUUUGGUAGACACUGAUAUUAUCAAUAAAAUUGAAUCUGCAGUCUCUUAUUAUAACAUCAUCACCGUCAAAAAAAUAUUGAAAAGAAUAGAUUAAAAAAUACUACUCAAUAAAUAAUGUUAUGAUGAAAUAAAAACGUUCAGUUAUUAUAAUACAUACCGUACAAGGAAAAUAAGGUCACCACUGGCUGAACAUAUUUUCAUUGAUCGCUGAUCCAGGAAAGUCAAUGUCAAAAUAGACUGCAACCAAUCAAAUUCCAAUAACUAGCCUGAAUGGAGAGUGAAACUGAAAAAAUGAUAUUAUUGGAAAAUAUAAAUGGAUUACUAUUGAAAAAAAUAUAAUCAAAAACUGUAAUUAGAGUAAAAGUUAAAAUAGCCGAACCAACCGUUGAAAAUUUUCUACCAUAAGAUGCAUUGAGGAUGGACAAUUAGUGUACUUUUAUGUACUUGUAUAAAAUUUAUGAAUUGGAUGAUAAUAAAUGCAAAUACUAAUCAGGGAUGUGUUCAAUACAAAACUCCAAAAAUGAAAAGUAAUGAACCUAUAUAUAUGAAUUACAGAUUAAUAUAUUAGUUAAUAAUGAUAAUUUCCUAUGAAUGUGAGAUAAGUAGUGAGAUUUUUUUAAUUUAAAGUGAUUUUAUAAUAUCCAGCUGAAUAGUUUGUAGAUAACGUUUAUUCAACAUUAAUCAUAAUCUGACGGUCAAGUCAUUUUUACCCAGAAAAAUAUUUGUAACAUCUUUUGUUAAAUUUUCAGAAGAAACCUGAAGUAAUUUUCAUGAGAAAUGGGAUAUUCAUGAGAUAUUCUUGUGAUUUGCACUAAAUUAUUCACAAACUAUAAGAUGAGUGUCUUGAAAUUUUUCAUUCCAAUUCAGAGAAAACAUCAGACAAAUUACAUUAAACCCAAACACAAACAUUCUCACCAGAGAUAUUCAGUCAAAUCGGACAAAUAUUGUGGGAAAAAUUGUACUGGAAUCUAUUUUCUGUACAGAUUUUUCCUUUACUUUUUUGUCAGAUUAUAUUUAAUCAGCAAUCUUCAUAGAUCAUUGAAAGUAGUUAUACAUUAAAGUUAAGUCAUAAAUCUAUAGCAAUGUAAGUUGUAUUGUAUCCAAUGUACAUAAUGCAAAUAACAACUUGAAAUUUUAUACGUAUAAGUCAAAUAAGUACUUAUUGAUGUAAUUUUUUUAAUUUGCAUUAUUGUUUUCAUAUAAAUAUAAAGCAGUAAGCUACUAGAUUAGAAAAGUAUAAAAAUAUUGAUACUUUUAUAGUUUAUCCAUGUUGCGUUUGAAACUUAUUGUACGAGUUACUAAGUUAGAAUAUUGUUAAAGACUAAUUCAUAAUAUUUUCUACUGAUUUCCAUAAAGAGAUAAUAUAUCAAAUUUUUAUUAAAAUCGACUAGUAACUUAAAAUGGAGGUCUUAAAUAAAUCUCAGGUGGAGUUCAUUCUGAAUUUUUGUAAAAAUUAAUAAAUACCAAUUGAUCCUGAAAAAUAUUACGUAGGUAGUAUUAAUAUACAUUAUCCAUAAUCUUUCAUUUGAUGACCCUAGAAAUCGGAAUGAAUAAUGAAUUUAUUGCCAAAUACAAUUAAUAUUUUUGAAUGUAUUUGGAUUUCUUAUUUUAUUUCAAAGAAGUCUACAGUAUUUAUGAAACUGCAAUAAUUAAAACUUGUUUUUAAAAGUUGAUCAGAUCUGUAGUAUAUAACAAUAAAAUGUAACUUCAAAUAUGAAAAUUCAAUAAACAUGACCUUCUGAAUAUGCAA